ACGGCAGGCUACCAGAUGUUCCAGGUGAUGAGGUUUGCUGUUGAGGAAAUCAACAACUCCAGCACACUCCUGCCUAACGUAACCCUUGGUUACCAGCUCUUUGAUCACUGCUCAGAUGGCCACAACUUCCCUGCCAUCCUCAAAUUCUUCUCCCAUAAUGACUCCAUCAAAGUCCGAGACCUCAACCACCACGUGCCUAAAGUCAUCGGAUUCACUGGUCCCUUCAGUAGCACUGAGACUAUAACCAUGGCUCCACUGUUCAUGAUGAACCUCAUCCCCAUGGUGAACUAUGGAGCAGGCAGUUCCACCCUCAGUAACAAACGGUUGUAUCCAUCUUUUGUGAGGACGGUACCAAGCAACGAAGAUGAGAUUGAAUUGAUCAUUCACAUCAUAAAGCAUUUUGGCUGGAACUGGGUGGCGUUUGUUGGAUCCAACGGUGCAUACAGUGAGAAUGGCUUUCAACUGUUUGUUCAACUGAUUAAAAAUACUAACAUCUGUUUGCCCUACCAGAAGCUCAUCACUAACACAUCAGAGGUAGCCACAGUAUUUCAGAACAUAGAUGAGCUCAAGAUCCGUGUCAUCGUCCUGUUUAUUGAGCAGCUGUUUGCUGAGGACAUUAUCACCUUAGCUGUACAAGAAAGCUUCCACGAUAAGGUCUGGAUCGCCAGUGAUGCCUGGGCCUUGAACGCUAAGCUACGUGAGCUUGAGGGCAUUGAGAAAGUUGGCACCAUUAUAGGUGUGGCACCAACAGUUGUGUCUCUACCUGGCUAUAACCAGUUCAUUUACCAGUCACAACACAGAGCUGAUUCUGUCCAGAGCACUGAAGGCUUCUGCAACCAGGGCUGUGAUAACUGUUCCUCCGUCAGCUCAGAGGAUGUCAUCAAUGAAAACCCCACCUACUCUUUCCCCAUUUAUUCUGCUGUGUACACCAUGGCGAUGGCUUUACACAAUGUUCUACAGUGCAACCACUCAGGAUGCAACAAGACCCGCACAGUAUAUCCCAACAUGCUUCUUCGAGAAAUCAAACACUUAGAUUUCCCUUUAAACCGAAAUGAUGUAUCCUAUGACAAAAAUCUGGACCCACCCGCACAUUUCACCAUUUGGUUCUGGAACACAACAAUUCACCCUGCAGAUAUAAAGGCGAUAGGAACAUAUGAAAAUCGUCAUGAAGUUAACUUCACUAUGGAUGACAAGCAAAUUGACUGGCAUGAAGAUGGUUCUGUGCCAUUCUCCAACUGCUCUGUGCAGUGCAGGCCGGGAUACAAACAAGAGGAGGACGGGCCACACAAGUGUUGCUUUAAAUGUGCUGAAUGCCCGGGCAACUCUUAUUCUAAUCACACAGCAUGUCCGACGUGUCACACAUAUGAGUGGUCCGAGGCUGGAAGCACAUCAUGCCAAAAACGUUCCGUGGAAUUCCUCUACUUCUCCGACGUCACCUCCAUUCUGAUCCUGCUCUCCACAUCGUUCCUCAUGCUCCUGUGUGUGGGGGUGGCCGUGCUGUUUGCCGUGCACCGCUCCACGCCUGUAGUGCGGUCAGCAGGGGGCAGUAUGUGCUUCCUGAUGCUGGGCUGCCUGGCCGCCGCCUCCAUCAGCAUCUUCUUCUACUUCGGCGAGCCCUCAGCUGUGAGCUGUGCGCUUCAGAGCUGGAUCUUUGUCUACUUCUACACCGUGUUCUUGUCCUGCCUGACCGUGCGCUCCUUUCUGAUCAUCUGCAUCUUUAAGGUGGCCGUGUAUCUGCCCAGAGCGCAUGAGCUGUGGGCGAAGUACAAUGGGCAGUGGCUUCUGGUCGCGGGGAUAUCUCUUCUCCAGCUCCUGCUCUGUGGAGUCUGGAUGGCAAGUCCGGCGAUUCCGGAGAAAGACACAAAAUCCUUCAAAGACCAGCUCCUAAUAAUCUGCUUUUUAAGAAAUAUGACUGCUUCCUAUUUAUGUAUCAUAUUAAUGUUUAUCCUCAGUGGCCUCUGUUUCUGCUUCUCCUACUUGGGAACAGACCUGCCCAAGAACUACAAUGAGGCCAAAGGCAUCACUUUCAGCAUGUUGCUGUUUUGGCUGAGCUGGGCUGUGUUCCUCACGGCCACCUUGGUGUCCCGUACCAAGUAUGUGCAGAUGAUCAAGGCCCUAGUUGAGCUGAACUGUUUGUAUGCCAUCAUGGUCAGUUACUUCAUCCCUAAGUCUUUCAUCAUUGUCUUUCAGCCGGCCAAGAACACACCAGAGUAUUUCCAACAAGCUAUACAGAGUUACACACAAACUGUCGGCAGAAUGUAG
This is a messenger RNA of Sardina pilchardus (European sardine), 2262 nucleotides long. Its product is annotated as taste receptor type 1 member 1-like. Gene Ontology annotation, biological process: G protein-coupled receptor signaling pathway. The transcript has 5 exons. The coding region runs from base 16 to 2262 and encodes 748 amino acids. Gene Ontology annotation, cellular component: plasma membrane. The record is from RefSeq and is a predicted model, not a curated record. Gene Ontology annotation, molecular function: G protein-coupled receptor activity. Lineage: Eukaryota; Metazoa; Chordata; Actinopteri; Clupeiformes; Clupeidae.